GGACACUAAUAAAUAAAUAAUAAUAAUAUCGUCAUCACUAUUAUUAUCACCACGGUGCGAUGAGUCCUCCACAGUAGAGGGCGCUGUGGAAGUAUCGCUGCCUUUUAUGAAGUGGAAAGUGGCGCAGGUUGAAGUAUGUAUACAGCUGGACGAAGCCUCCUGGCCUUUGAUUUCGCUAAAGUGAAGUAAAGCGAAGUAAUCCGAACAAAAAUAGCGAAGAAUAAGAAAAAAACGUAAGGCCGCACAGAAAUGUCCGACCUUUAUGAAAAGUUCCUCACCCCUGAGGAACCUUUUCCAUUGCUGUCUCAGCAUGGAAACCUCAGCGAAGAGGGGACCUUGGAUGUCAGUGAUUUUGGGUGUCAGCUUUCGUCAUGCCAUCGAACAGACCCACUACGUCGGCUGCAUAGCAACAGAUGGAAUCUCACUUCUUGUGGGACCAGCGUGGCGAGUUCAGAGUGCAGCGAGGAUCUGUUUGCAUCCGUUUCAGUUGGAGACCAGGAGGAUUGCUACUCGCUGUUGGAUGACCAGGAGUUCACCUCCUUUGACCUCUUUCCUGAGGGCAGUGUCUGUAGUGAUGUUUCAUCUUCCAUCAGCACAUACUGGGACUGGUCGGACAGUGAAUUUGAGUGGCAGUUGCCUGGAAGUGAUGUCGCCAGUGGAAGUGAUGUGCUUUCAGACAUCAUCCCCAGCGUUCCCAGUUCUCCAUGCCUAGUUCCCAAGAGAAAGGCCAAAGUACACAGGAACUUGGAUGAACUCCCCUGGAGUGCUAUGAGUAACGAUGAACAGGUGGAAUACAUCGAGUAUCUUAGCCGGAAGGUCAGCACAGAGAUGGGAUUGCGAGAGCAGCUUGACAUAAUUAAGAUCAUUGACCCCUGUGCACAGAUCUCGCCAACGGAUAGCGAAUUUAUCAUUGAGCUCAACUGUCUAACUGAUGAGAAGCUGCGGCAGGUGAGGAACUACAUCCGCGAGCAAGCUCUCCGGCAGCGGCCGGGCAGCACGCGCGAGAGCUGGAAGCGCGGCGGCCACAGCACCGCCAGCGGCAUAAGCGGGACCAGCAGCAGCAGCGCCAGCAUGGUCAGCAGCGGCAGCAGCAGCAGCGCUGGCUCCACGGUCUCCAACGCGGCCUCCAACUGUAGCACCGCGAACAUCAGCCGCGCGCACAGCGACGGCAACCUGUCGGCCAGUGCCGCUGAGCGCAUCCGGGAUUCCAAGAAGCGGUCUAAGCAGCGCAAGCUUCAGCAGAAGGCCCUGCGUAAGCGGCAGCUGAAGGAGCAGAGACAGGCCCGCAAGGAGAGGCUCAGUGGCUUAUUCCUUAAUGAGGAGGUGCUGUCACUGCGAGUCCCAGAAGAGGAGGAUCAUGAAGGAGACGUCGAAGUCUUGAUGUGACAGCAGUGAAUCACUCAGUGUUCCGUCUAAGCCGCUCAUUGUAAUUGUACGUGGGGUUUAUGGAAUUAAAAUUAAAAUAACAAGUACUCCCAUGCCAUACUUGGAGACAUUGAUCUAAUUUUGACUGUUGGUAAUGGAAGCUAAAAUGGCCUGCACGUGUUAAGGGAUUCCUUGAGUAAUGUUCUCAUGGGUUCCUGUAACGGAAGCACCUUAACGAAGGACAUAGAGCACUUUCUCACUAGGUUGAAGAUAUUUUCUUCAUGUUUUAUGAGCACACGCUUGUCCCAAAACUUACUAUGGAACUACUGCAGGUUGUUCCUGAUUAGGUAGUUCUAUGAAGAGAAAUGUGAGAUUCUCCUUCUCUGGGGGUAAAAGAAAUUGAAGGCAUAGAGGGAACACUGAAAUUGUUUUAUUUUUUGAACAACUAUAUAUGUAUAUAUAAAUGAUGUAUACAGUUGUUCAGUUGUGAAAAUCUAUUGUCCAUAUCUGUUCGUCCAAUUAAGAUAUUUUAAGAUAUUAAUGGCACAGUGGUAAAGCCUGUUUGUUUUACAUCUUUCCAUUCUUCCCUGUUCUGUCUGUCACUCACACAUGCUAAAAUAGAUUAUUCUUUUAAAAGGUUUUGGCUGUAUAUUCAUGUAAAUUAUUGACAGAUGUUUUGCAAUGUAAAGAUAAAAAUGUGUGUACUUUACGUAUGUACACUGAACGAAUGUAAGCCAUAACUCUUACUGGAGUCUGCUUUUGUUUGUUAAACCUUGUGAAACUAAGUCAUUGCAUUUUUUUUUUUGUGGUUGUCUUGAUGUUUAGUCUUAUUUGAAUUUUUUUAUUUCAUUCCAUAAUUUGCAGCUGCCUACAUCAAACUUGAUAGUUUUAUAUUUUCGAUAGACACUUUGUAGGAUAAUACAUUUUUCCCCGUAUGUAUUGCACUUCUGUAAUUCAGUGCAUAAUACAAAAAACAUAACCAUUCAGUAACGGUAUUAUCCUUGGAAUAAUGUUAAUUUUAGUUUUCUUCUGAGCUAUGAGACUGAACUAUAUAUUUUGCAUUGGUUCUGUUAAGAGUCGCACUUGAUGUGUCAGUACUGUUCAAGAUGACAUUGUUGAAAUGCCAUAAAAAAUGGAUCUGUAAAAUAUACAUUAAAAAGUGUACUUAAUGCAGGACAUCCCAGCUUAUAAAUAUCAAAAAUUUCUUUAUCCAGGGAAAGGUAUGUAUUAACAUUGUAACAGAAAAAGGUGUAUAAUAAAGUGUCAAAUUUAUAA
Messenger RNA from Brienomyrus brachyistius, 2640 nucleotides. It is a transcript of the gene fam199x, whose product is annotated as family with sequence similarity 199, X-linked. The transcript has 7 exons. Lineage: Eukaryota; Metazoa; Chordata; Actinopteri; Osteoglossiformes; Mormyridae. Bases 250 to 1386 code for a protein of 378 amino acids. The record is from RefSeq and is a predicted model, not a curated record.